Molecule: messenger RNA, 649 nt
Organism: Mercurialis annua (annual mercury)
Lineage: Eukaryota; Viridiplantae; Streptophyta; Magnoliopsida; Malpighiales; Euphorbiaceae
Exons: 2
Coding region: 4-645 (213 amino acids)
Source: RefSeq, a predicted model, not a curated record
AAAAUGGGAUCCAAAAAAACGACGAAAUUGGGAAAAGAAGAAAGAGAAGGGAAGAAACGAAAAGCUACUAGUGAAGAACGUUUUUUUGAGGUCUUUGAAAUUAUUCUUAACUACAAUGGAGACUUUGAAUGGUUUGGUUAUUUUAAUGAGGAUGUGGCUGUCAGAAAAUUUCAUAUUGAGGAUAUAGGAUUAAAUAGUCUAGAUAAGUGGUUACUUGAAUUGAAGGUUCAGGGAUUGUUAAUGUAUUAUUGGAGGCGGGCUGGCAUGUAUACUGAAGAAUUAAUUCCUAUGGAAAACGAUGACCAUGUCAUGGACAUGGCACUGGCUGGGGCACAAGAUGGUAGUGUUGAUGUGUAUGUUAGGAAGUUAAGCUGUGAUGACGUGUGCAACCUAAGGCCUGUAUUUGGACAAACAUUAUUUGAGUUGAAAGAACUUGAAGAUGGGGAUGAUGCAUUGGAGCUGCAGGCUGUUGCUGAGGCUGAACCAGUGCAGGUGCUGCAGAUUGAAGGUCCCGGUGAACCAGUGGAGGUGCUGCAGAUUGAAAGUCCUGGUGAACCAGUGGAGGUGCUGCAAAGUGAAGUUGUUGAUGAACCUGAAGUUGUUGAUGAACCCCUGGAGAAGCAGCAGUCUGGUGGUUCAGACUGAAGAU